CUAGCCGGGGCAUCACGCUCUCUCUCGGAGGAGGACCGCGCCGGAGCGACAUCGUCCUGCUUUCACCUCACUCACGGCAAUGGAGGAGUCGAGUAGUUGACGUUUCCUGUAACCUUCUCUUUUUAAGCUUUCUUCCGUCUGAUCAUCGUGUCUCCAAGCGAAGCUGACCGGGCCUGGUUUUAUCCACGUUUCUUGCGACUUCCACAAAGACAAACAAACAAACAAGCAAACAAACAUGAAGUACAUCGUCGGCAUCGGAGGGGUAACGAACGGAGGGAAAACCACCCUCACCAACAGGCUGAUAAAGAAGCUGCCCAACUGCUGUGUGGUGCAUCAGGAUGACUUCUUCAAGCCCCAAGAUCAGAUUGAAGUUGGUGAAGAUGGCUUUAAGCAGUACGAUGUCAUCACUGCCCUGGACAUGGAUGCCAUGAUGAGCACCAUCUAUGCAUGGAUGGAGAACCCUGUGAAGUUUGAGAAGUCGCAUGGCGUAAAUAGCACCCUGGAUACCGAGAUCCUUCCAGAGUCGGACCAUAAGGAUGAGGAGACUCAUAUUCUUAUCGUGGAGGGCUUCCUGCUUUACACCUACGGACCUUUGAUCGACGUACUGAACCAGCGCUACUUUCUUUCCAUUCCAUACGAAGAAUGCAAAAAGAGGAGGGCCUCGAGGAACUACACGGUGCCAGACCCCCCCGGUCUGUUCGACGGUCACGUCUGGCCCAUGUAUGUAAAACACAAAAACAUGAUGGAGAAAUCAGAAGUUGAUAUUGUGCAGCUAGAUGGAACUAAGUCAAAGGAACAGUUGUUCAACUUUGUCUACGGGAACAUCCUGAAUUUCAUCCAGAAGUGUCUGUAGCAGACAAAGGUCAAGUGAUCGGCUAAGAGGAGUGCAUAUUCAGCCUACAGGAUGAAAUCUGCCAUGCCUUAAGUUUCUACCUGGCAGCUCAUUUAGCUGACUGUUCACACUUUUUAUAAAUGUAAAUUAUUAACCAACAGCAUUAAAUGCUGGCAUGACUUUAUAUCCACCAUAUUUAUUGCUUUGAUAUCAGCUUAAACACUCAGUUAAUGGACAUGUUCACAAGAUGGUUGCACUUAGUUGCAUUUGUCAAUAAAUGAUUCUGCCAUCGA
Molecule: messenger RNA, 1125 nt
Organism: Myripristis murdjan (pinecone soldierfish)
Lineage: Eukaryota; Metazoa; Chordata; Actinopteri; Holocentriformes; Holocentridae
Gene: mibp2
Product: muscle-specific beta 1 integrin binding protein 2
Exons: 8
Coding region: 236-853 (205 amino acids)
Source: RefSeq, a predicted model, not a curated record